Molecule: messenger RNA, 222 nt
Organism: Macrosiphum euphorbiae (potato aphid)
Lineage: Eukaryota; Metazoa; Arthropoda; Insecta; Hemiptera; Aphididae
Source: the annotation of a GenBank genome assembly
AUGUGUCUCCGGGCUGUACGUGGACAAUGUUUCCGACACAAGGUGGACCAUAGCGUCGACCAAUUGAUCGACGAUUGCGACCAUCCGUCAUCUUUGCAGCCCACGUUAUCGGUGUCGGUUUCCAGUUGUAGAUGGUGUCCAAAUUCCAUGGCUACAAUGUCCCGGAGAACCGACUGGACGGUCGUCUCGAUUUGGCUGGAGCGGAAACCACUGUCUCGAUGA